AUGGCGUCCUAUGAUCAGCUCAAAGAGCCUACUGGCGAGGACUAUACUCUUACCUUCGAUGUAGGAGCAUUGGGCAUUCCGUUGGACAAUGAGCCGUUCAUACCUGUUGAAAUGCAUGACCAGGUUAUCGAUUUCCCCCAUCAGAACCCCAAUGAAAUUGACAUAGCCUACCCGGAGCACAUGCUUAAUAAAUACAUCGCGUCAGAGACUUGCAAGGGUCUGGAGAAACUUCCAAAGAUCAAUCACUCUAAUCUUGCUUCCCCUGUUCAUAACCCCGACCACACCCAGGUUGGCAAUACAUCGGAUUACGAGCAGUACCAUGCUGAAUUCUUUGGUAUGAACUCCGAACCCGAUUCCGAGGACCCUGUGCCGGGACCUGUGCAUGAACCUGAGAAGGAAAGUCAGUACCCGGAGGCUUACAUGGACCCGCGUCUUCUCAUGUACGAUCCUGUCUUUUGGAUCUGCCCCGAGCAGGGAAAUAACAGUCCUAAUAUGUCAUCAAUGCCGCAAUCAAGCACCUCGGGACUCAUUAAGGACAUCCAGGCCAUGGAGCCUUUGUUGGCCCAGCAGUCUUGGGUUUCCUAUAUAGCACCAGCGCCCUGCACGAAGCCAGCAUCCUACACAGAACCGACAUCCUAUACAGGGCUAACAUCCUGCCCGGAGCCGACAUCCAAUACACAAUCAGUAUCCUAUAUGAACCCGGUCUCUUAUCCUAAACCGGUGUCCCAUCCGGAAUCGGUGUCUUAUCCGGCACCCGUAUCUUAUGUGGGGCCCGUCUCUUAUCCGGAGCCAAUCUCUUAUCCAGAAUCCGUAUCUCCCCCGGAGUCAAUGCCCUAUACGGAAUCGGUAUUCCGGCCCCAGCCCCAGCCCCAGCCACUGGAAGGCAAUAGCUCGCUCCCCUUCCGCUUGCGCCCCAACCCCAUCACCACGCCUGCUUCUCCCGCUCCUAGCACUUGUGUCCAGAAGCGCAAGUACGAAAGUUACUACUUCGAUAAGGCUCCUGCAACGCAGUACGGACAAACGGUGGGGCAGUUUAUUUCUCAGUAUCAAGCUCGCUCCAAGACCCCCUGCACCGAGCCGGUGGUUAACAGUCCUGGCUGCAACCAGUCCCAAAUGAGCCUAUCCCCUCAAGAGCAAGAACGGCCAAGCAAGAAGGCCAAGGUUCCCAGUGGGCAAGAAAUAAAUGCCAAGAAUCUUUAAGAGAUACGUGUUGUGAACAGUGUGAGAAAGGUUCCAUGCACCGGGAACACUGCGAUAAGGGGAGGAUUUCGAUUUCUUUACGCUUGGUUUGCGCCAUACUUACCUACCUAAGGUAUGCAUUUGAUCUUAAGACAAGAUCGCGAGGAGGAAUAACGAGAUGGCUGAUGGACGGUAAAACACAUGGCCUCCAGUAAUGUUGCAUAAAGCAACAACGGCUUUGCAUUAUUGAUUUUUUCUCUUUUUUCUAUUGCUUUUCUUUCCUGGGAUUUAUAAAGCUCUCUCCUUUCUACGGGAUUAUUUGGCAAAUGGUGCCAAACGAGAUGAUCACCCGGACAAGAGGAUAACUAAUGUGUAAUAUUCAAGAAAUUGCGAUGCUUUUCGUUUCGUACUCUUCAGUCAUUCUUGUACUUGCAGGUAGUGGUCACUAUUCUCUGGCGCACUAUCCCGCACAUAUAGCAAAUGCGAUGUUUUUUUCUAUGUGUUCAUAGUUGAC
Molecule: messenger RNA, 1693 nt
Organism: Daldinia loculata
Lineage: Eukaryota; Fungi; Ascomycota; Sordariomycetes; Xylariales; Hypoxylaceae
Exons: 2
Coding region: 1-1200 (399 amino acids)
Source: RefSeq, a predicted model, not a curated record